AUGAUAAAAUUCCCCAUUCUCUUGUCUUCUAUUCGUCGCUCGAUAGGAUCCUCCACCUGCUAUGGGUCCCGUUUAACUGCCAAAGCCCUCCAAAGCGCAAGCCGGUUGCUCACGACGAAGACUUCCUCGGCUGUCUCAAACUAUGCGCAUAGCUCCUCUAUCGUCACUGAAGGCGGCAUCCUAUUGAGCCCCUCGCAGGCGAAAGACCUAUUUGCCGGACGGUUCCCUACUGACUGUAACCAUGAUACCCUUGUCUUGAACCGUCUAUCGCAGCAUGAUUACAAAAAGAUUGUGCACGGUUUUGAAUGCUCCCUCAGUGGGAGCGCCUCCGUGCUCCGCGCACCACCGUCAAAUAUCCACGAUGCAUUAAUGUGGAACAUCAUCGACCCCGUGGCUAAUGCGCUUAAGCAAUCAACGCGGAACGACGAGAAGUAUUCCUUCCAAGUGAUGACGAACAUAAGCGUCGUAUCCAGGGAGAAAAACGCUGCAAUGAAAAUCCCUGACAUUAGGAUUGCGAGACGAGAGCGUGCUCCACGUCGUGGAAAGAUCCCACGGGACAAAAUAGUAUUCAUUGCAGAAAUAGGUUUCACGGAAAGCUCGUCUGAGCUUGAAAAAUGCAUUAAACAGUGGUUUAAAGCUAUGCCCGAGGUUAAAGUUGCAUUUCUUGUGAAAUUGGAUGAACGGCCACGGUUUAGUUCCAAACGUGCAUUCAUCCAUCUCCCUGAAUACGUGAUCAAAAACCCACAAGUAGACGCUAACUCCAAUACAGCAGCUUCCCUUAAUAGUGAAGGAGUUGCAGAGAUACAUGGAGUCAGCUUUGUGGGUAAUAUAUCCGCCUUUCUUGAGGUCUGGCGGAGAGGCCUUGACGGCGGUGCAGAACUGAGUGGUGAACGAAUCAAAUUUUACGAUUCGUUCCAGCUGCUUAGCCCGCCAAAAUUAGAGCUAGACACAGCUAUGUUUGACUUUUCCCUAGAUAAUCGACAGCACGAGCAGCUGGUAUUCGAUUGGGUCGGGUGGGAUGAGGCGCUUCGAGGACAGACUGGGGAAUUGGCGCGCAAGCGAUUCUUUUUUACCCUCGAUGAAUAUUGUAUAGCAGGGACAGAAGUUUCAGGGUAA
Molecule: messenger RNA, 1116 nt
Organism: Trichophyton verrucosum HKI 0517
Lineage: Eukaryota; Fungi; Ascomycota; Eurotiomycetes; Onygenales; Arthrodermataceae
Exons: 3
Coding region: 1-1116 (371 amino acids)
Source: RefSeq, a predicted model, not a curated record